Molecule: messenger RNA, 800 nt
Organism: Medioppia subpectinata
Lineage: Eukaryota; Metazoa; Arthropoda; Arachnida; Sarcoptiformes; Oppiidae
Source: the annotation of a GenBank genome assembly
UGUGUAACAAACGAGAAGCUCAUCAGUCCUUUCAGAGGAACUUAUAAUUCAGAAAAUGGACAUCAAGUGAGCCUUUAUUCAUAUCUGAAAGCAUUUAGAUUUACUGGAAGUCCUGCCUUAUAUCUGGAGUGCGAUAUCCAUAUGUGUCACAAUAAGUGUCCCCCACAAAGAUGUUACUGGCGCAAUCUCUCCAAACGUUCAGUCGAUUCACAACUCAACACAACGACAGACAAGCCUUUAGUCUCAGAGAGUAUUAGUUUAUUUCAAUCACUGGAAGUGAGACAAGAAUCGGAUCAAAAAGAUAUCGCGAAUAACUCAUCGGAAUUCAGCAGUGAUAGCGAGCGAAGUAGUGUAUGUUUGCGAUCGGAUGGUGUGGCGGCUGUUGUCAUAUCGGUGUUCGUACUGCUGGUGAUGUCGUUCUCGCUGUCGAUCGGGUGUUGUAUGAAAAUGCGACGAUUGAAGUACUGUCAGAGGCAUAUGGUUGACGCCUCGUCCCUCUAUAAGAACAGUUAUGACACCAUAUAUUCCUAUCCACACAACGAGACAACACAUUCCCGACGUUUCUAAUAAAAAGCUAAUACUCAGUACAACAACCAGUAAUUGAUUGACAAUUUCAAAAGAAACGACACACGACUUGUAUUUAAUUACAUUCUUCAUUAGUUAUAUGUCUUAAAAAGCGCAUUGAAUUAAUAAAUUUACAUCACUGUCUGGUGAAGGGAUUUGGGUUCGGACCUCAAACUAAUUCAUUCACUUGUAAACCAUUUGUCUUAAUAUUAAACAUAUCCUUAAGUUAGCAGUCG